AUGCCUAAUUACCCUUCAGCACCACCAGAUGUACAAUGUUCAGAUGAGGAAGAUGGUUUUAUGCAGCAAUCAGAACUCCAGUGCCAACCCCUUGUGAUAUGGAGCAGUUUGGACUAUCCAACAAUGAUUGCCAUGGGUCCUUACAUCUGCAUUGCAGUUCUUUCGUUCCUCUUUGGUACAAGCAUGACAAAAGAACGCAAAAUGCUCCAGUUUGGCCAAUGUGAACUGAGUGGAAUAUCUUUCCGAGAACUAAAUACCUAUUUUGAUGAAAUCAAAGAAACUAUCCAAACCCAGGAUAACAGGACUGACGUGAUACUGCUGAAGGAAAGUGUCCUGCUACAUACUCCAGUGUCAGAGAGCUGCUGCUUACUCCGCCACUUGCUAAGAUUUUACAUUGAAAGUGUUUUCAGGCACUAUGAAGCAACAAGCAACACACUUAAAAGGAAAACCAGCCCUUUAGCAAACACCUUCCUCCACAUUAAGACAACUCUGAGACAGUGU
Messenger RNA from Sphaerodactylus townsendi, 501 nucleotides. RefSeq names its product interleukin-20-like. The annotation marks the transcript as partial. The transcript is spliced from 4 exons. The record is from RefSeq and is a predicted model, not a curated record. Lineage: Eukaryota; Metazoa; Chordata; Lepidosauria; Squamata; Sphaerodactylidae.